AUGCCGUCCCUCAGGCAAUCGCGGAGCGCGAUUGGCCCCGCUGCAUUCUGGGAGUUGUAGUCUCUCGCGACUGGCCCCACCCCGUGUGCAGUUUUCGGGGCCUAAGUCUGGAGAAAACCCUAGCGGGUGGCUCGCCGCGGCUCAAGUUCUGGAGAGCGGUGCCGCCCUUAAACCUUGGUCCCAGAGCCCUGGUGGUCCACUCCGCCUUUUGUCGAAUCUUUUCCACAGCCCAAAAUGGCGGCGGAGGUGUAUUUUGGCGAUCUAGAGCUGUUCGAGCCGUUCGACCACCCAGAGGAGUCGAUUCCGAAGCCCGUUCACACUCGCUUCAAGGACGACGACGACGACGGCGACGAGGAGGACGGGAAUGGCGUCAGCGACGCGGAGCUGCGGGAGCGGCUUCGGCAGUGCGAGGAGACCAUCGAGCAGCUCCGCUCCGAGAAUCAGGAACUUAAACGAAAAUUGAACAUUCUGACUCGACCAAGUGGAAUAUUGGUGAACAAUACUAAGUUAGAUGGACCUAUAUUACAGAUUCUAUUUAUGAACAAUGCUAUUUCAAAGCAAUAUCAUCAAGAAAUAGAGGAAUUUGUAUCAAAUUUAGUAAAAAGAUUUGAGGAACAGCAGAAAAAUGAUGUGGAAAAGACUUCCUUUAAUCUUUUGCCCCAGCCAUCCAGUAUUGUGCUAGAAGAGGACCAUAAAGUGGAAGAGUCCUGUGCCAUGAAAAACAACAAGGAAGCUUUCAGUGUUGUAGGAAGUGUCCUGUAUUUUACUAAUUUUUGCCUUGAUAAAUUGGGGCAACCGCUUCUAAAUGAAAACCCUCAGCUUUCCGAAGGAUGGGAAAUACCCAAGUACCAGCAAGUCUUCAGCCACAUUGUUUCUCUAGAAGGGCAAGAAAUACAAGUAAAGGCAAAAAGGCCAAAGCCUCACUGUUUCAAUUGUGGUUCUGAAGAACACCAAAUGAAAGAUUGCCCAAUGCCCCGGAAUGCUGCUCGAAUAAGUGAAAAGAGAAAAGAGUAUAUGGAUGCCUGUGGGGAAGCAAACAAUCAGAAUUUCCAGCAGCGCUACCACGCAGAAGAAGUAGAAGAAAGAUUUGGAAGAUUCAAGCCAGGAGUUAUUAGUGAAGAACUUCAAGAUGCACUAGGUGUGACGGACAAGAGUCUUCCACCUUUUAUCUAUCGGAUGCGCCAGCUAGGGUACCCACCAGGGUGGCUCAAAGAGGCUGAAUUGGAGAAUUCAGGGCUUGCACUCUAUGAUGGAAAAGAUGGCACUGAUGGGGAAAUGGAAGUUGGGGAAAUACAACAGAAUAAAAGUGUCACUUACGAUCUCUCAAAAUUGGUCAACUAUCCUGGUUUUAAUAUAUCCACUCCAAAAGGAAUUCCAGAUGAAUGGAGGAUGUUUGGUUCCAUACCAAUGCAGGCAUGUCAACAGAAGGAUGUGUUUGCCAAUUACCUUACUUCUAACUUCCAAGCGCCAGGUGUGAAGUCUGGCAGCAAAAGGUCUUCAUCUCACUCUAGCCCGGGUAGUCCAAAGAAGCAGAAGAAGGAAAGCAACUCAGCAGGCUCCCCUGCCGACAUGGAGCUCGAUUCAGAUAUGGAGGUACCACAUGGUUCUCAGAGCGGCGAAACUUUUCAGUUUCAACCACCAUUACCUCCUGACAUUCCUCCUCCACUCCCUCGGGGAACUCCUCCACCCGUCUUCACCCCUCCUCUCCCCAAGGGCACCCCACCACUGACUCCCAGUGACUCACCCCAGACCAGAACAGCAUCUGCAGCUGUGGAUGAGGACGCCCUGACUCUGGAAGAACUUGAAGAACAGCAGAGGCGUAUCUGGGCGGCUCUGGAGCAGGCCGAAAGCAUUAACAGUGACUCUGACAUUCCUGUGGACACACCUUUAACUGGGAAUUCCGUUGCCUCUUCACCUUGUCCAAAUGAGCUAGACCUCCCUGUCCCAGAAGGAAAAACAUCUGAAAAGCAGGCGCUGGAUGAGCCUGAGGUACCAGACAUUUUUACAAAGAAAUCAGAAGCUGGACGUGCCUCCAGCCCAGAUUCUGAGGUAACAUCACUUUGUCAGAAGGAAAAGGUGGACCUGGCUCCGGUAAAUGCUGAAGGUGCCUGUAUUGAUAAUGGCAGUGUCACACCAAACUGUGAUAUCAGCAAUGGGGGCAGCCGGAAGCUCUUUCCUGCAGACACCAGUCCUUCAACAGCCGCUAAAAUGCAUAGCCCUAUACCUGACAUGAGCAAAUUUGCAACUGGAAUCACACCAUUUGAAUUUGAGAAUAUGGCAGAAUCCACUGGGAUGUACCUCAAGAUAAGAAGCUUGUUAAAGAACUCACCCAGAAACCAGCAGAAAAACAAAAAGGCCUCUGAAUAAUGGCUUGACUUAGCACCAAGAGCUAUUUAAUAACUUUGUUCCAUUAAUUAGUACUAAUUAAAUGGAUAGAUAAAAUUGUUUUCCUGUUUGUUCCUCCCAUGUUUAAAAAUCUAUCCAAGGUUUGUGUUCCAAAGUCGAGCCUAUUUUAAAGAAUGGAAAGACUGAGCUCACUAGUUUACUAUAUUUUACUCUCACUGACAAAACCUGGGGGGAGAUGUGAAUAUGACCUGGAUUAGACAUAGUUUGUUAAGGUUUAUACUAUUUUUGGAUUGUGACUGUCCGUUGAGAUUGAUGGUUUUUAUCUGUCUUUUGUACAUUGUUUUCCCUUUCUACAUUUUGCUAAUUAUCCUGUAUAUAAGUUUAAUAUAUCACUUUUUAAAAGAAAAAAUUCUACCAUUUUAAAUUCAUAUUUCAACUCCAACAACCAAAUGAGAAAAAUCAGGGAUGAGCAGCUUUAUCCCAUUUGGGGUAUUUUUAUAAGUGAAUUACAUGUAUCAAUUUUAGUAAUACUUCUACUUCUUUGUAACUUCAUGCUUCAUAUAUGCUUGCUAUACAGGUAUGUUCAUCUUUGUGUACAGAGGUUUAAUAAAUUAGUUUUCAUAGACAUAA
Molecule: messenger RNA, 2976 nt
Organism: Cebus imitator (Panamanian white-faced capuchin)
Lineage: Eukaryota; Metazoa; Chordata; Mammalia; Primates; Cebidae
Gene: ZCCHC8
Product: zinc finger CCHC-type containing 8
Exons: 14
Coding region: 235-2367 (710 amino acids)
Cellular component (GO): catalytic step 2 spliceosome
Molecular function (GO): RNA binding; zinc ion binding
Source: RefSeq, a predicted model, not a curated record